Cicer arietinum (chickpea) is the source of this 1381-nucleotide messenger RNA. RefSeq lists its product as uncharacterized. The record is from RefSeq and is a predicted model, not a curated record. Gene Ontology annotation, molecular function: protein-containing complex binding. Lineage: Eukaryota; Viridiplantae; Streptophyta; Magnoliopsida; Fabales; Fabaceae. Gene Ontology annotation, cellular component: mitochondrion.
AAAAGAGAGAAAAAAGAAAGUAUAGUAAUGAAAAAGGUUGAGGUUGGAAUAAAGCCACAUAUGGUGAAUGAGGUGUGAGCAGGUAUUUGUGCCAUGUGUAUGCGUUUGCCUCUCGCUCCUCAUAGUUACAUUCACUCAACACAACACUUCAACCGAACCUCUUCACUCCGUUUAUUUAUUCAUUUAUUCUAGAAGUUUCGUUCUACAAAUUUUGGAACAAUUGAAUCUUCAAAUGACGACAAUCAUCUCGCGCUUGAUCCAUUCUUCGCCAUCCUCUAUUUCAAGACUCAAUGCAUUGGCUGUGUCAAUUAACGGGAGAAAUUUCACCACGGACUCUACAAAGAUUGAUGAGCCCUUCAAAGUUGAAGAAGCAGAGACUGUAAAUGUGCCCCCACCCCCAACAGAGAAGUUGCUUGUGUUGGGAGGCAAUGGAUUUGUUGGAUCGCACAUUUGUAGAGAAGCCUUAAAUCAUGGUUUAUCUGUUGCGAGUAUUAGCAGGUCUGGCAGGUCAUCUCUGCAUGACUCCUGGGCAAGCAAUGUCAUUUGGUAUAAAGGGAAUCUACUUUCAACUAAUUCAUUGAAAGAAGCUCUGAAUGGGGUCACUGCUGUUAUCUCAUGUAUAGGCGGUUUUGGCUCCAACUCAUACAUGUACAAAAUUAAUGGAACGGCUAACAUCAAUGCAAUUAGAGCAGCUUCAGAUCAAGGUGUUAAAAGAUUUGUCUACAUUUCUGCUGCCGACUUUGGUGUAGUAAAUUACUUGCUGCAGGGGUAUUAUGAAGGAAAGAGAGCUGCUGAAACAGAGCUUCUGACCAGAUUUCCUUAUGGAGGAAUAAUUCUGAGGCCAGGGUUUAUUUAUGGGACUCGAAGUGUUGGGAGUAUGAAGAUACCUCUUGGCCUAGUUGGAUCUCCAUUGGAAUCGGUUCUCCAACAUACUAGAGCAUUGAACCAGAUUCCACUUGUUGGGCCUCUAUUGACACCUCCUGUCAAUGUUACUGCUGUGGCUAAAGUUGCUGUUAGAGCUGCUACUGAUCCCGUUUUCCCUCCAGGGAUCAUAGAUGUCUUUGGAAUACAACGUUACAGUCAGAACAAAUCAAAGUAGAAUUAGCUUUAUUUGGUUUCCAGGGUAAUCUGAUAGGAGGUAAUUUAUCUAUGGAAUAUCCAUUUUACUAUAAUUAAAUUGAGAAUAUUUCUCCAUACCAAUUCUAUGAGAGAAUAAUAUCUGAAAGUGCGGGUAUGUAGCCAAAUAUUGUCCUUUCCCAUUUCCACAAUAUGAUAAUGUCAGAAUCUUUUUCUGACGGAUUCUCUCGUCUGAUGUAAUUAACCACUUGUUUGGGGUCGAUAUAUAUGUCAGUUAUAUUAUUGAUUUCUUUGAACUUUUUUA